Molecule: messenger RNA, 7760 nt
Organism: Chionomys nivalis (European snow vole)
Lineage: Eukaryota; Metazoa; Chordata; Mammalia; Rodentia; Cricetidae
Product: charged multivesicular body protein 1B2
Exons: 8
Coding region: 143-742 (199 amino acids)
Biological process (GO): late endosome to vacuole transport; endosome transport via multivesicular body sorting pathway; protein transport
Cellular component (GO): multivesicular body; ESCRT III complex
Source: RefSeq, a predicted model, not a curated record
GAAACAGGAAGUGGGCUCGGAACCCCAGAAGCCGGGAGCAGCGACUGCCUCCCCGCGCCCUAGCGACCCGCCACCGGUCCGGUCCCUGUCCCGAGUGUUAGAGCCCCCUCCCCUCCUCCGAGCCCCGCGAACUCGUGAGAUCAUGUCGAACAUGGAGAAACACUUAUUUAGCUUGAAGUUUGCUGCAAAAGAACUUAAUAGGAAUGCCAAGAAAUGUGAUAAAGAAGAAAAAGCUGAAAAGGCCAAGAUAAAAAAGGCCAUUCAGAAAGGCAAUACAGAAGUUGCAAGAAUUCAUGCUGAAAAUGCAAUCCGUCAGAAAAACCAGGCAAUCAAUUUCUUGAGAAUGAGUGCUAGGGUUGAUGCUGUGGCAGCCAGAGUUCAAACUGCAGUAACAAUGGGCAAGGUGACAAAAUCCAUGGCAGGUGUAGUUAAAUCUAUGGAUGCUACAUUGAGGAGUAUGAACCUUGAAAAGAUUUCUGCCUUAAUGGACAAAUUUGAACAUCAAUUUGAAACAUUGGAUGUUCAAACACAACAAAUGGAAGAUACAAUGAGUAGCACUACAACCCUAACAACACCACAGAACCAAGUGGAUAUGCUGCUUCAGGAAAUGGCAGAUGAAGCUGGCCUUGAUCUCAAUAUGGAGCUCCCACAGGGGCAGACAGGCUCUGUUGGUGCAAGUGUUGCUUCUACGGAGCAGGAUGAACUGUCACAGAGGCUUGCUCGUCUUCGUGAUCAAGUGUAACUUAAAUAACUGGUGCUUCUGUUUCCUCCACGUGUGUCUGAAACAGCCUCUGUGUUUGUAUAUAAAGUUGCACUCUAGUGAGAAAAACAUUAUACAUGCCAGAAUGUUUGAACAUUAUUUAUAUAUGAUGCUUUAUUUUGCCUUGUGUAAUUUGCAGUGCAUUAAGAAAUUCCAGGGAAUUUCCACAUUGGCAGAUUUUAUAAUUCAGAAUAUUAUGUGUAAAGGUGUAAGGGACAUAUUUUUGUAGAUGUCUUUGACAAAGCUAGCAUUAAUUUUCUUUAUAUUAUACGUCUUCCUCAAAUAGUAGAGAAAACAUCUAGCAUCUACUAACUAAAGUAAUUUUGUCAGAAUAAAGGCUUUGUUUUCAGGGAAUUUUCCGUCAUUGUGAUGAAAUGUGAUUUUGUAAAAAUAAAAACAAGGAAAGCAUGUUUAUUUAAUAUGUUUACAUAGCCCCAAGCAUCACAAAAUAGGCUGUAUCAUUUUCUAUAGGACGUUUAAAAAUUAUUUUUACUUUGUAUGUGAUUGUUUUGCCUGCAUGUAUAACUGUAAUACUUGUGUGCCUGGUGCCCACAGAGGCCAGAAGAAGACAUUGAAUCCCCUGGAACUGGAGUUACAGACAGUUGUGAGCCAACAUGUGGAAGCUGGGAACUGAACUCAGCCCUUCCAGAAGAAUAGCCAAUGCUCUUAACUCUUGGGACAUAUACCCAGCCCAUUUUGUUUAGUUUUGUUGUAGGGUUGUUUUUUAAAGUCAGUGUGGGAAUAUGUAAUGCAGAGUAGUCUCAGACCCAGUGAUCCUUCAGCCAUGGUCUCUUGGUGUAUGCUAUCACACCCAGCUCAUUUGCUAUGAUUCAUGGGUUUUUCACUAUGUGCAUUAGUUAUUUUUCUAUUGCUUUGAUAAAAUAACAUCUCCCAAAAAUGACUUACAGAAGCAAGGAGUUAUUUUACUUUAUGAUUCCAGAGGGAUGCGGGUUCAUCGUAGUGGAGAGGCAUGGCAGCAGGAACAGGACGCUGAGCGGUCACAUCUUCACUGGUAAAUACAAAGCAGAGCAAACAGACUGGAAUUGGGACAGGGCUAUAAGCUCUCAAAACCCACCCCAGUGCCAUAUUUUGUUCAGCAAAUUCUUAAAUUCGCAUAACUUCCCCAAACCUCACCACUAACUGAGAAACAAGUAUUCAGAUGCAUGGACCUGUGGAAAAGAUUUCUCAUUCACACCACCACAAUCCUCUCCUUGGCUCCCAUAGGCCUGUGGCCAUAUCAUAAUGUAAAAUAUGUUUAUUUCAACUUUAAAGGUGACCAUAGUCUUUCUCAGUAUGAACACCAUUUCAGAUUUCAAAGUCCAACAUCUCUUGUGAGACUCAAGGCAAUCCCUUAACUGUAGCCACCUAUAAAUCUAAAAGCAAUUAGCAGACUUCUAACAUUCAAUGGCACAAAAUAAACAUUAUCAUUUUAAAGGGGGGGGGAUGGGAGCAUAGUGAGGAAGUACUGGACUGCAGAAAGACUGAAACUUAGCAGGGAAAACAAGCAAAACCUGUAGCUCCAUGUCUGAUAUCUAGACCUAUAGGAAGUUAAGGCUUACCAGGCUAAAAGGAGCCAACCUGGAGUCUGCCUGGUGCUGUCAGAGGUCCUGAUAGUGCCUGGCCAAUGAGGGGCGGCCCCACAUUGUCAAUGGAUUGGAAAGCCUGGGUGCUAGGAGGGUAUAUAAGGUUCUCCCCAUUGCUAAAUAAACAAGUCUGCUGUGUCCCUUUCACUGGACUCCUUGAGUCUGUGUUGUUGACAUCGAGCCUUCUCGCCCUCUCCCCCAAGGAAGACUUUAGGGCUCAGUUACAUGGGACUUUACUUUCAAAGACUUAGGUGGUUUAACCUCUGAGCUGUGCUGCGAACAACUACAGCGCGCUCUCUAGUACCAAUUUCUGUAUUAGUUACUUUUCCCGUUCUGUGAUUAAGCACCAUGACCAGCAGCAAUUUAUAAAGUUUAUUUUGGCUUACCAUUCCAGAGAGAUAAGAAAGAGUCCAAUAAGGCAGGGCGAGACUUGGAAACAAGAGCAGGAAGCUGAGAGAUCACAUCUUCCAUGACAAACAUGAAGCAGACCCAGCAAAAUGAAAGUGGAACUAGGCUAUACACUCCCAAUGCCUGUCCCUGGUGAUGUAAUUCUCCCAGCAAAGUUGUACAGUGACCUGUACCAUAACCUUUCCAAACAGCACCACCAACUGGUGAUCAUAGUUUCAAAUAUGGAGGACCUUUCUCAUUCAAACCACCACAUUAUGUAAGGAGAAACACGGUAAAUGUUUACUUUGUUUUUGUCAGCUGUUAAGUUUAAAUUAUUACAGUUUUAUCCACCAAUAGUUUAAGUCAUCAUCCACCAAUGAUGACUAUUGGUUAAACUGUUGUUUUUUUGUUUGUUUGUUUGUUUUGUUUUCUUUUGUUUUUUUUUUUUAGACAAGAUUUUUCCGUAGCUUUUGGAGCCUGUUGUGGAACUAGCUCUUUAGACCAGACUAGCCUAGAACUCACAGAGAUCCACCUGCCUCUGCCUCCCAAGUGCUGGGAUUAAAGGCAUGUGCUACCACCACCUGGCUAUUCAUUCAAGUUUUAAGACCUUUUCAUUGACAAUUUGUUACAUUACUAGGAAAAUUCUGCAAAACUAAUCUGAAGAAAUUAAGGCAUGUUCCUUUUUAAAUUUUCUGUUUGCAACAUAUUAUUGUUACAGUCCCCAAGAAGCUCUUUUUUUCUGGAAAUUCCUAGGUGAUUGGCCAUGUCAAGGUGAAGUUGAAUGUCUCCUUAACCGCCAGCUAUCAGAAACUCAUGGAAGUAGACAGUGACCAUGAACAUUGUACUUUUUAUGAGAAGUACUUGGCCACAGAUGUUGCUGCUGAUGCUCUGGGUGAAGAAGAGUGGAGAGGUUAUGUAGUCUGGAUCUGUGAUGAGAAGGACAAACAAGGUUUUCCAAUGAAGCAAGGCAUCUUGACCUUUGCCAGAGUGCACCUGCUGUUGAGUAAAGGUUAUUCUUGUUGUAGCCAGGACGAACUAGAGAAAGAAAGCACAAAUCUGUUCAGGGAUGCAUUAUACGUUGUUGUGAGAUAUUUUGAUCACACUUUACACUCCUGGGACUGACAAUAACGUAUACCUUGAAUUGGAGGGCAGAUCUAGCUGCUAGCUGACCAAAUUAUCCAUAGAGAUUUUUGGAAGACAGAGGACAUAUGGAGAGACACAGGAAGUAGUAGGGAGAGGCUUAGAUUCAAAGAUCCUUUUGGAUUGAGGAAAGAGAGAGGGGAAGUCACUGGUCACUUCUCCAUCAAUUUUUGAUCAAUCAAACUUUUACUCCAAUAUCUGACUCCCAAGUUUUAUUGAUGAGAUAGUAAUGUAGAUAAACACUUCGUCUGGCACUCAUUCAAGUGAAAUUCUUUAACAUAUUUAAGAGUUCAUUUAUUUAUACCCAAUUAUUGCUGUGUUUUAUUUUAAAAAGAGGUUAGUUUACAUGAUAUUAAUGUCACAGUUUUCCAUGUGAUUAAUGAUUUGUUUCCCAGAGCCAUUCUUUUAAGGCAAUAACCUUUAACAAAAACAACAAAAUGAGUAGAAGUAGAUAUGAUAAGAUGUUUUGUUCAAGUCCAUCAUGCAAACAUCUUCCAUCCUAGUGGAAGUUGGAAAAAUAAGAUAGAAUUAAGGGCCACCAAAGGCAGGCGUAUACAUAGUACAGACUGAUAAACCAAGGCCCUUAGGAGAAUGCCUUUGAACACCUGCUGUACUACUUGUAAUAUCCUCAGGAAUAUUUAUAUUCUACCAAGCAGAAAUAAACACUUUAACACUUAUUUGCACUUUUUGAUGUUCCAGUAACAACUGUGGAAAAGUAACAAAAAUAUAUGUUAGCAAGUAUAGCACUACUCUGGGUUCAGCAUAUGCCUUCUCUUAUUUACUGAAAGACCAAUCCAUGAAGAAAAGUUCUAGUAUAUCUUGAAAAUCAGUUAAAGAAUUAAGACCCUGUAUUCCAUCCCCAGCACCACAAAAUGUUGUCUCCCUCAUAAGUCAUAAAGAUAUUCAAAAUAAUACCAUAGAGAUACUUUUUCCCUAAGGUCUCAACUGUUCAUACGUGCCUUAUCUUAUGCACAAGAGCGUAUGUAAGUGAAAAUUAUGUUUACUGGUUACCAGCUGAAGAACUUCUCUUUAUAAUUUUUGUUAGAUUUUUUAACUUCCAUAGUGCUUGAUUAUAUGAUUGUGGCCAUAAUAUAUAUUUUCAUUUUGUUUGUAAUUGAUUUGUCCUUUUUUAGGUGAAUAAAACAUUUCUUUAAUAAGACAAUAAUAAUCCAACAAUAAAAACUUUAUUAUAUAUAUAUAUAUAUAUCACUACAGUAUUAUUAGUAUUUUAUAUCUUUAUUUGGAAGCUCAGAAACAGUGAUUAAAUUUUAUUACAAAUCAAAUAUAUCACGUUUUAAAAAUAAUCUAUCACAUUACAUAAUGUAAACUGACUAUAUAAUAAUUUCUUUUUUUCUUAAAGACAAAGUUUGUUUUGGAACACAGUAGAUAACCUUAGAAGAGAUUCUGAUGGCCUAAAAUAUUUAUGAUAUAAAAAACUUGGUUUCCUUUCACAUAAAGUGCUUAAGGUCGACAAUAUCUGAUGCAGCAAUGCAAACUACUGAUGAAGAUUUUCCAGACUAAUACAAAGCAAGCUCAAGUAUACUGAAAAUGUUUAUUUGAUGGCUUUCAGCUUUCAAGAAGACAAAAUAAAUUAACAAAUGUGUUAGAGAAUAAUGCCACAGUAAAGAAGUAAUGCAUCCUGUAUUGCUUACAGAAAUGUGAUGACAUUUCAACAAUGAUAAGAAAAUAUGUGAAUUCUUUAUUGAGUUAUUUCACUUUGAAUAUAAAUUACUAUAAAACUCUCAUUAGGCAUACCUUUUGGUAAUUUCCAUGGACACACCUCUAUUGUGUAGAUUCAAAGUUGCUUAAGGCCAAAUUUUCUCUCUCUAGGGUACAUAACUAGGAAAAGGCAGGAUACCAGAUAUGGUACAAAGCUGAAAUUUCCAGAAACCAUGUACUAAAAUCAGAAAUUGAAUCCAGUAAAUUAUGGAGGUGUAGAAAAGGCCUAAAUCUAAAUGUUUUGUCUGACCCUUGAUGAAUGGAAAAAAUUGCUAAUUAGAAAACAGGAACACAUAUUAGAAUAGGGGAUAUAAGAAACAGGCUAUCUGCUGUACUUUAAUAAGUGUGACAGCAGAUUGAGCAAUUUAUAUGAAUAAAAACAAAAUGACAUAUUAGUCUAGUAAAUAUAAUACUAAAUGUAUUUUGCUUUAGUGUUAAUAUCAUAGCUGUAGGAAACAAAAUAAAACUGUUUAGAAUACAAAAAAAAAAAAACUUGGUUUCCACUGGUGUGAAUUAAGUAGCUUCUUUUAACUGGAAUAAAGGUUUUAGAUUUCUUACUACCACUUAACUUCACAGCUAACUGCUCAUCCUUUUAUGUUGCAACUAUGUCAGAUUUGCCUUUUAAAAGUAUUGAUAUUGGGGCUGGAGAGUGAAGAGCUCAUAGUACUGUUACAAGUAUACUGUUACUGUUACAGUACCCCAAGUUACUGGGUUCUGUCCCAGCAGCUACAUCAGUAAGCUCACAGCCACCUGUAACUAGCUCCAGGGGAUCUAGUGGCCUUUCUUGUUCCCCUGCACUCAUAUAUACAGAUGCAUUACAUACACAUAGACAUUAUUUUAAAAUAAAAACAUACCAGGCAUGGUGGCACAUAUCUUUAAUCCCUGCACUCAGGAGACAGGCUGUGAGUUCCAGGCCUACCUGGUCAACAUAGUGAACUCCAGGCCAGGCAGAGAUACAUUAUGAGGCCAUAUCUCAAAAAACUAUUUGGAAAAUAUCGGUAAGGCAGCUAAGAUAGUUUAAUAGGUAUAGCCACUUGGUACCAAGCCUGAUGCCAUAACUUCAGUUCCUGUGACCCACACUGUGGACGUAGAGAUGCAGCUCCUAACUGUCCUCUGACCUCCACACAUCCCAUUGCAUGCAUGCAUCCACUUACGUACACACAAAUACACUUUUGAAAGGGAAAAAUACAUUGGUAAGCACUAAGGUUUUCUUUUAUUCAUUUUUAUUAAUGUAAUAAAAACACACCUCUUAGACUUUUUUUCCUAAACCAAUAACCUCAGAGACUCCAGUAUAAUUUUGCUUCUAAUUUGAUGACUUCAAAAAUGUAUAAGUAACGUAUCAGACUCUACUUUCAUGAAAAGUAGAAUAGUAGUUUUUUGCAUUUGCUUCCAGUUUUAGUUCCCUGCCAAUCUUAUUUUCUUCUGAUGUGUGUCCUAAGCAUUUGAUGAUUAUCAUUUGGUUGAACAUACAUACUCAAGUGUUCAGAACAUCCUGUUACCCUUUCACCCAUUGGCUAAAGAGGCUAAUGAUAGUUCUCAUUUGUUCAUUUGUCUUAAUGCUUAAAGUUCAUCUUCUUGCCGGUGAACCAUUUUAGGUAGCAUUAUGGACUAGGUUAUUUUACCUGGUUAGUUGAUUUCUCAGGAGUACCACAUGGAGAAGAAGGAAUGGGAAAUGGAAAAGGUAACUGAGAAUAAGGGAGUUUGCUGUGGAGUUUAAUUCUCAGGAAGGAGCAUAUGAAUUAUUUGGAGAAAGCCAAAAAAAAUGACAGACUAACAGAAGCAAUCUCGACAGCUUCCUGUGGAUUAAUGAGGCUUGUUGCUAAUAAUUUCAAGAUAAACUGAAAAAUGGUCCCUUUUUAAAAUCCUAAUGGGACCUGGAGAGAUGGUUCAGCAGUAAAGAGCGCUGGCAGCUCUUUCAGAGAACGUGGGUUUGGUUUUUAGCACCCACAUAAGCCUUCUGUAACUCCAGUCUCAGAGUAACCAAGCUGCUCUUAAUGUCUGUGGGCUUCUGCACGCAUGGUGCAUGAACAUGCUUGAACAUGUACACUCAGAAUAAAUGUGAAUAAAUGUUUUUGAAGUUAUAUUAACUCAUCCUAUUUUUUCAUGACAAGGAUUUCUUGUGCUUAUUUUUUCACCAUCCUAAUUAUUAUUCAGCUAUUCAAAACUCAGAU